This is a messenger RNA of Paramuricea clavata, 855 nucleotides long. The record is from the annotation of a GenBank genome assembly. Lineage: Eukaryota; Metazoa; Cnidaria; Anthozoa; Malacalcyonacea; Plexauridae.
AUGAAAGAAACCUUUCUACAGCACAACAUUCCUAUGAGGAACAUCAUAGGUUACUCAUCCGAUACCACAAAUGUGAUGUUUGGACAGUAUAACUCCGUUUCGCAGUUACUCAAAUCAGAGUUUAGCUACGUCCAACUCGUGAAGUGUUCAUGUCACCUUAUCCAUCUCGUAUCAUCUCAUGCUGCAUUAAAACUACCCAAAGGUGUGGAGGAUCUAUGCAGAGAUGUAUAUGCGCAUUUCAGUCGAUCUUCUAAAAGGCAAGACGUGUAUAAAGAGUUCCAGGCCUUUUUUAAUGCCCAACCGCUCAAGAAUCUAUCACCCGCGCAGACACGGUGGCUUUCUUUACAAGAGUGCGUAAACCGACUACUUGAACAGUUCGAAGCGUUGACCCGCUAUUUCACCUUGACAGCCAACGAAGACCCAUCACACUCAAACGAUCGCAUUUUGGCAUCAUUACAGAAUCGUUUUACCCAGGCGUAUCUGGAGUUCUUAAGCUAUCAACUCGAGCGUCUUAAUGCAUUUAACAGAUUGUUUCAGAGCGAGCGUCCUCUCCUCCACAUGCUAAAACCAGAAAUAGAAAGCCUUAUCAAGUCAAUUGCCUGUGACUUUAUGAAAAUCGACAUCGUAAAGUCAACGUCGCCAAACAAGCUAAACCCAACUGACGUCAACCAACACGUACCAUUAAGCGAGACCUACGUUGGCCUUGGAGCGACGGCUACUAUCCACGAAAUUGCUAGCGUGGCAGGGAAAGCUGAUGUUGAUAACUUCCUAACGACCUGUAAGAAUUUUCUCAUCGAGAGCAUUCUACAAAUCCAAAGUCGAUUUGACUUAGAUGAUCCACUCAAGAUCCGCUGA